Erinaceus europaeus (western European hedgehog) is the source of this 3050-nucleotide messenger RNA. It is a transcript of the gene SUSD2, whose product is annotated as sushi domain containing 2. The record is from RefSeq and is a predicted model, not a curated record. The transcript is spliced from 15 exons. Lineage: Eukaryota; Metazoa; Chordata; Mammalia; Eulipotyphla; Erinaceidae. Bases 87 to 2543 code for a protein of 818 amino acids.
GGGCGGGCGGGGCAAAGCUGCAGGGAGGGAUCUGGUCACUGCCGCCCAGUCCCUGCCGCGCCCGCGAUCUGCUGACAGGCCGAAUCAUGAAGCUGCCUCUCCUGCCCGGGGCCCUGCUACUGCUGGUGGCAGCCACCGGCCCCGGCCCCCAGCCCGCAGCAGGUACCAGGAGCUGUGCCCAGCGCUGUGGGGAGCAGGUUGGGCUGUGUUCCUGCCACCCCACCUGUGCCGGCCUUCGCACCUGCUGCUCCGACUUCCAGGACUUCUGCCUGGACAUCUCGCCCUACUCAGGCUCCUUGAUGGGAGGCAAGGACUUUGUGGUGCAGCACCUCCGCCUGCCCAGCUCCUCCAGCGGUGUGCUCUGCAGGUUUAAGGAAAGUAUCCAGACCCUGGGCCACGUGGACACCCUCGGCCGUGUGCACUGCGUGUCGCCUCUCCUCUAUGAGACGGGCCGCAUCCCCUUCACCAUCUCCACCGACAAUGGCCUCUCCUUCCCACGCUCGGGCACCUGGUUGGCUGUGCACCCCAGCAAAGUGUCAGAGACAGAGAAGAGCGAACUAGUGAAUGAGACCCGCUGGCAGUACUAUGGCACUGCUGGCACCUCGGGGAACCUCACUAUGAGCUGGAACACCUCCUCUCUGCCCACACAGUCUGUCACCAUCGAGCUGUGGGGCUACGAGGAGACAGGGAAGCCUUACUCAGAGAACUGGACAGCACAGUGGUCAUACCUCUAUUCCCUGGCCACCAAUGCCCCCAACUCUGGCCUCUUCACCUUCACUCCAAGACCUGCACCUCAAAAGUACCAAAAAUGGAAAGUGGGUGCACUGAGGAUUGUGGACAGCAAACACUAUGAGGGGCAGAAAGAUGUGUCUGCACUCUGGACCAACGAGCAUGCACUGGCUUGGCAUUUGGACGAGGACUUCCGGGCUGACCCCCAGGCCUGGGCUCGAGCUCAGUGCCUGGCCUGGGAGGAGCUGGAAAAGCAGCUGCCCAACUUCCUGGAGGAGCUUCCUGACUGCCCCUGCACCCUGGCCCAGGCCCAGGCCGACUCUGGCCGCUUCCAUACGGACUACGGCUGUGACAUCGAGCGAGGCAGCGUGUGCACCUACCACCCAGGGGCUGUGCACUGUGUGCGCUCCGUGCAAGCCAGCCCCAGGUACGGCUCUGGCCAGCAGUGCUGCUACACAGCCGAUGGCACACAGCUGCUCACCAGGGACUCCACCAGUGGCAGCACCCCAGACCGUGGCCAUGACUGGGGGGCACCCCCGUUCCGCGCGCCGCCCCGAGUGCCUGGCCUCUCCCACUGGCUCUAUGACGUCAUCAGCUUCUACUACUGCUGCCUCUGGGCCCCUGAGUGUCCCCGCUACAUGCAGAGGCGGCCCUCCAGUGACUGUCGCCACUACACUCCCCCCCGCAUAGCUUCUGCCUUUGGAGACCCACACUUUAUCACCUUCGAUGGUGCCAAUUUCACCUUCAAUGGGCACGGCGAGUACGUGCUGCUGGAGGCCGACCUGACCAACCUGCGAGUGCAAGGCCGAGCCGAGCCUGGAACUGAGCUCCAGGGUCCCACGACCCUGGGCACGGGACUGACGGCCGUGGCUGUGCAGGAGGACAACUCAGACGUGCUGGAGGUUCGGAAGGUGGGCGGCAGCCUGCAGGUGCUGCUGAACCAGGAGACUCUCAGCUUUAUGGAGCAAAGCUGGCUGGACCUGAAGGGCAUAUUCCUGUCUGUGGCCUCUGGGGACCGAGUUUCCGUCAUGCUGUCAUCUGGGGCUGGGCUGGAGAUCAGCCUCCAGGGGCCAUUCUUGAGUGUGUCAGUGCUGCUGCCGGAGAAGUUCAUCACACACACGAAGGGCCUCCUGGGGACGCUCAAUGGGGACCCAGCCGACGACUUCACCCUGCGCAAUGGGCAGGUCCUGCCAGUCCAGGCCAGCUCCCGGGAGCUGUUCAGUUUUGGGGCUGACUGGGCCGUGGAGAACGCCUCUUCCCUACUCACCUACGACUCCCAGUACCUGGUGAAGACCUUCCUCCAUGGGCCCAAGCAUGACCCCAGCUUCCAGCCCCUCUUCCCUGAGGAGACCACCCCUAACCCUGGGCUGGCAGCAGAGGCAGCCAAGUUGUGCGGGGAUGACCAUUUCUGCACCUUCGACGUGCUGGCCAGCGGGAGCCUGAAUGUGGGCAACGCCACCAGGGCAGCCCACCAGCAGCACUGGCGGCUCUCGGACAGCCUGCAGCCUGUGACUUCCUGUGGCUGGCUGGCCCCACCCACCAAUGGGCGCAAGGAUGGCACCAGGUACCUGGUGGGCUCCACCAUUCGCUUCCACUGUGACAAUGGCUACAGCCUGGUGGGGGCAGAGGCCAGCACGUGCCAAACUGGUGGCACCUGGUCCAAGCCCACCCCGACAUGCGAGCCAGCCCGCAGCUACACAGUGUUACUGAGCAUCAUCUUCGGAGGGCUGGCUGUGGUGGGCCUGGGCGUCAUCAUUUACAUGUUGCUAAGCCGCAGGAAAAGCAGCAGGACUAGCUGGGGUUCACACCCUUGAGGAAGAGCAAACAGUCUGCAGCAGGAGGACCAUGGGGCCACCCCAGGACUGAAGACCGGCCUUGCAGGAGAAACCCCAAGCUCCGGAGAAUGUGCAUCCCAGGACUUCAGCACCAUAUGCCUGGCCCUGGGCCCCUGAUACCUGAGUCUUUAUUGCCCUUGGACUCUCAACCUGUCAACUUGCUGUCAUGUCAGAUCUGGACCCCAAGCUCCUGCAGUGCAGCCCCUGAGGCCCUGUCCCCCAAAUCCUCCAGACCCUUGAAUUCUAAUGCCUACCUCUCAAACUCUUAACACUCUGGCACCUGACACUCAGAUGAUCCAUCGCUAUGUACUGAGCCUGCUGCCCUACACAGCAGCCCCAGGGCUGAGCAGCCCUGCUUCCCUGUAUGCCUGAGACUCAGAGGCCCCGAGAAGCCUGAACCUAGAGUCAGCCCCAAGCUCCCGAUGGAUGUCACUGAGAACACCCUCCUGCUUGUACUUGCAGAAAACAAGCCUGUGCUGUCCUCUC